Messenger RNA from Priapulus caudatus, 1644 nucleotides. Its product is annotated as vesicular acetylcholine transporter-like. The transcript has a single exon. Gene Ontology annotation, molecular function: xenobiotic transmembrane transporter activity; acetylcholine transmembrane transporter activity. The record is from RefSeq and is a predicted model, not a curated record. Gene Ontology annotation, cellular component: terminal bouton; AP-1 adaptor complex; membrane. Gene Ontology annotation, biological process: chemical synaptic transmission; xenobiotic transport; transmembrane transport. The coding region runs from base 1 to 1644 and encodes 547 amino acids. Lineage: Eukaryota; Metazoa; Priapulida; Priapulimorpha; Priapulimorphida; Priapulidae.
AUGACGGUGAUACCGUUCAUCAACGAGGACGUGGCGGCGGUCGCCAAGCGCGCGAACGACCGCAUUCGCAAUCCGAAGGCGCAGCGCGCGAUCGUGCUCGUCAUCGUCUGCAUCGCUCUGCUGCUCGACAACAUGCUCUACAUGGUCAUCGUCCCCAUUAUCCCCGAGUACCUGCGCAGCAUUGGCGCGUGGACCGAGAUCGUGGCGCCGGUGUCGUGGACCGUGGACGCUAACGGAACCAACGUGACGAUGCCGCCGGGAGUGACGCGAUACGAGGGCGAGUCGGUGGCGGUGGGCAUGCUGUUCGCGUCGAAGGCGUUGAUUCAGUUGUUCAUUUCGCCGUGCGCCGGCUACGUCAUCGACCGGAUCGGCUACGAUCUGCCAAUGAUGUUCGGACUGACGGUGAUGUUCCUGUCGACGGCGAUCUUCGCGUUCGGGAAGAGUUACGGCGUGCUGUUCUUUGCGAGGAGUCUCCAGGGGGUCGGGUCCGGGUUUGCUGAUACGGGAGGGCUGGCGAUGAUCGCUGACCGCUAUACGGAGGAAGUGGAGCGAACGCGCGCGCUCGGACUGGCGCUGGCCUGCAUCUCCUUCGGGAGUCUCGUGGCGCCACCUUUCGGCGGGAUUCUGUACGAGUUCGCCGGAAAGAAGGUGCCCUUUCUCAUUCUCUCCACGACGGCUCUCCUAGACGGCUUCCUCCUCCUACUCGUCAUGCGUCCGGUCAAGCAGGCGGAGCUUCUGGAGAGACUCGACAAAGGAGCGCCCGACCGUCCCGCCGUCACUCCAAUAUGGCGGCUCAUCACCGACCCCUACAUUGCGCUGUGUGCUGGCGCCCUCUGCAUGUCGAACGUCCCGCUCGCGUUCCUCGAGCCGACGAUUGCGCUCUGGAUGGAAGCGACGAUGACGGAUGUUAACGAGUGGCAGAUCGGCAUGGUAUGGCUGCCGGCGUUCGUCCCCUACAUCUGCAGCGUCUACCUGACGGUCUACCUCGCCAGACGCUAUCCGCAGUACCAGUGGAUCAUAGCCAUCGUGGGGCUGGCCAUGGAGGGCGUGAUGUCUUUCUUCAUUCCUCUCUGCGCGACCUUCUCCCUUCUCAUGAUCCCCGUCGGCCUUCUCUGCUUCGGCGUCGCUCUCAUCGACACGGCCAUCCUGCCAACGAUGGGAUACCUCGUCGACAUCCGUCACACGUCCGUCUACGGUUCGAUAUACGCUAUCGCCGACGUCUCCUACUCGAUGGCGUACGCCAUCGGGCCGAUGAUAGCGGGAAAGAUUACCGACCUGUACGGAUUCGCAGCGUUGAACGUCGGGAUCGGGGUCGUCACGUUGCUGUACUGUCCGCUGAUCGUUCUGCUGAGAACGAUUUACGUCUACAAGCCGAUGGGAUCUGAGGAGAUGUCUGUGUUGAUGGAGGAACCCCCGGCGAAGACGUUCAAAGCGUACAUGAUGAACAACCUCGAGAUGGAACCUACCGAUAUCGACGGCGUUCACAACCACCUGGAACAGCGAGGAGGGGAAGAGGGGAGGCUUCCGGAUCCGGUGCCGCGGAACCAGCGGAAGGUGAAGCAGAUGACGGUGAGCAAUCCGAUAUUCGCAAUGGCGGACAAGGAUGGAGACACGAGAGGGAUUUUGGAAAGCGACUCCGAUUAA